Pogoniulus pusillus (Red-fronted tinkerbird) is the source of this 1238-nucleotide messenger RNA. RefSeq names its product cAMP-dependent protein kinase inhibitor beta (gene PKIB). Gene Ontology annotation, cellular component: cytoplasm; nucleus. NCBI's taxonomy places the organism in Eukaryota, Metazoa, Chordata, Aves, Piciformes, Lybiidae. The transcript is spliced from 4 exons. Gene Ontology annotation, molecular function: cAMP-dependent protein kinase inhibitor activity. Bases 174 to 491 code for a protein of 105 amino acids. The record is from RefSeq and is a predicted model, not a curated record. Gene Ontology annotation, biological process: negative regulation of cAMP-dependent protein kinase activity.
GUGGCGGGGCGGGAGCGGAGCCGGGCAGCGUUCCGCCGGCCCUUCAGCCCCAGGAGCGGCGGGGCGGGAGCGGAGCCGGGCAGCGUUCCGCCGGCCCUUCAGCCCCAGGAAGUGGUCCGGGCUAGCCCCGCCGAAGCGCAGAGUCCAGAUGUUGCUAUGAGGAGCAGUCAGCAAUGACUGAUGUGGAGCCUGUGGUGACAGAUUUCGCCGCGUCGGGACGGUCAGGCCGCCGGAACGCCUUACCAGACAUCCUGGGUUCUCCUGCUGGAGCUGGGACUUCAGACCUGCCACACAAACUGGCUGAGCUCUCUCUUUCAGAAGCUGACAUUGAUCAGCAGGCACAAGGAGCAGGAAAAUCAGCAUCAAUAAGCAAUUCCUUUGGGGACACUGCAAGUUGCAACUUGCUUUAUGAAGGAGCAGAGGGUGAAGUGCCAUCAUCCCAAGCCUUACUGGAAAGCAAAGAGACAGAAGGGAAAAGCAGUGACUCCUAACACCUGAGGACUGCUGGAUUAAUGAAACCCAUCGUCAGACUUUCCAGUUUCCUUGUGUCGCCCCUUCUGAAGUGUUGGUAGCAACUUUAGCAGCACAGACAAGAUUCUGCAGCACAUUUGUACCUAGAUGACACACAACUACUGGGUUUUUUUUUCCCACUGCCAUACUUCAAUGUUCUACACAUCCAAAUGGGAAGAGCUCUAAAGAAUUUAUCUCUUGGUUUGGGUUUUGUUGUAGUUCUGAGUAUUCACCCUGACUAAUCUCUUUUGACAGUUUCAAUCAAUAAACCUAGCAGAUGUACCAUCAGCUCAUGAGAGCUUCAAAAUAAAAUCCCUGUUUCUUAAUUUCCCAAUUCAGCUUCUUUCUUGCUGACACAGAGCUGUAGUCUCUCUCCCCACCUGAAGGUGAUGUUAAGUAAAUAUCAGCUUGCAGACAUGGUCAGUAAUUUAGCUCCUGAGAUUUUUGUUCUUGUUAGGCAUAUGCUGAUGUGUGUGAGAGAAAGAAACCUUUCUCUUUUUUUUUCUCUCCUCCUGUCUCCAAAAGGCUUUGCAAACUACCAAACCCCCUAUGUUUGUUUUCAGACUCUGUUUAAAUGCUGUUUGCUUAUGGCAGAUCAUCUCCCUUCUCCCACUCUUGCCACUUCUGUCAUUUCCAGGCUGAACAUUGUAGCUGUUCUUGUGUAUCUAAAAUAAAGUAGCCAUGUUUGUAAGUGAUUAAAGUCGUUUAAGGUCACUGUGAUAACUAAA